This is a messenger RNA of Plenodomus lingam JN3, 1944 nucleotides long. RefSeq lists its product as uncharacterized. Lineage: Eukaryota; Fungi; Ascomycota; Dothideomycetes; Pleosporales; Leptosphaeriaceae. The record is from RefSeq and is a predicted model, not a curated record.
AUGAACCUAGAUCGUCAUGAGCGUCGACAACAGCGCGUGCGUGGCGCUGGUCCUUCCGCUGUCCAAGCAUCUUUUGGCUUCAACUUUGGCGCCCUAGGCGCUGGGCCCGCCAAACAAGCCUCCCUACCCCCGCAACGAUCUUCACGACGAACACCAACAAUACACACACCACGCGGCGCAAACGGCUCAGCGAAGCGACAUCGAAGCGCGUCUAUCCAGCGCAGUAGCGGUGCGAAGCGCAGAAGCACGCCUAGCGAUCGCACCCGAACCCCCCAACUGGGUAAGCGAAAGCGCAGCUCCGAGCAGGCGCAGGCGGGCGCAGAGGAAGAGAUAGAUGAGCUGAGCCCAGAUCGCGACGAGAAUGUUGCCUCUAUAGAAAAGAGCAGGAAGCAUGCGCGAACCGUUUCGCCUGUUCACGAGAAAGACCAUGGGGAGCCUGACGAACUUUCGAUCCUCCAGGAGGAGCCAGAUGAGCUGUCUGUUCUCGAAGACGGUGCAAAGUCCGUGCGACGAUCCUUUGCACAUCUACCAGCAGCUACCAGCGGGACUCGUGUAUUGAGUGUUGUGAAGCAACGACCAUACCCGCCAAGUAGAGUGCAAGAAUCACCAAUAGUACAUCGAAGCGAAGCGUCACCUACCAUAUCGCAGCGUUCAUUACCCCGGAGAUCAAAAUCUACAGAAACCGUACCCGUCACCCCGGGUAUGUUUCCAAAUAGGCGGCCAAGCAGAGUAUCAGCUACGGGAUCAGAUGCCGAUCCUACUACGUUUGCAACUGCCCCGGCAGACCAAGAUAGUGAGGAUGAGCUAUCACCAUCACAUCACCAAAGUACACUGCAAGACGAGCGAUCACUGCAGCCUUCACCCCACGGGACAGAAGAGGAAGCAGAUGAACUGACAUUGCCAAUACAGGCAAGUUCUGUACAGACUGCUUCAGUUGCCACAAUAAAAAAGCGUGGGAGGCCCAAGAAAGCCACUGAAGCUCAAGGAGAAGAACUGCAGGCAACGCCAGUGGCUCGUCUGAACGGGAAGCGAAAAUCAACAAGCACUCUGACAGAAUUUGAAAAAGAAGAACUCGACGAACUUUCCCCAGAGUCGGAUAAAGCAAGGCAACGCCAAAAUGCCCCUCUCGUUGCCGUGGAAGAGGCCCCAGAGUUAUCAGAUGCAGUAGAUCCAGACGCAUACGGCGAGCCAGAGCCCCAAGAUUUACCAGCUCCCACACCUCCUGCUAGGAAGCGUCGAUCUCCCAAGCAGGCGCUGCGUGUAAAAGCAUCGAGCGAACUUCCAUCACGCAAGCGCCAGAAGUUCUUGGGGCCAAAGCACGCCAUCUCAGUCAUGCGCAUCAAAGGUUCGACCGUUCGAGGCAUUACAGUCGCAGAUACCGCACGUACGAUACUUGAAGAGAGCAUCACCCACCGUCUCGCCAGGAUGGCAGAGAAGUUACAAACCUCAAAGGACUCUGCCCAAAGGAAAGAGCUACGAAGCUGGAUCAAUCUGACCUUGUCCUUCAAGGAGAGCCUAGACGAAAAGCUACUUGACCUUCAGGACGCUAACGAUGUCCUCAGCACUGGCUUCAAGAAGAUGAAGAUUUUCAAGCGUGACAAUGCUGGACUACGGAAAGAAAUCCUUGAACUGCAGAACAGCCGGCAGGAAGUUGCCAUCGAGCAUGAUGCCAUUCAAGCAGAAUUCGAUGCGGAUAAAGAGCGAGUUGAGACAAGGAAUACUCUAAGCGCCAACAUGUACGCAAUUGAAGCAGCUGUGCGCAAUGGUCGUGAGAAGGCGCUUGCAGAAGGUAGAGAGGAUGAAGGGCCGGAGAUACCGCUCAGCAUGAUGAUUGACAAUGUCAGCCGCCAUGUUGGGUCUUUGGGAGGCGGACUUUUGGACCAUGUCAAGGGCUUCAAUGGAUUUUUGGAACGGGCCGCUGGCUGGCUGGAAAGUCGAGCUUAA